UCCCUGCGCCUGCGCAGUAGCAGUAUGAUCAUUUAGUUGAUAUGUCCGCCGCUGGGUUCUAAUGAAUAUUUGUGCGGGUGUCAGUGUUGCGGUGAGUGCGUGUCCCUCCGCGGUGCGGCCUGAUGGAGAACCCCAGAGACCUGGUGGAGCAUCCGCCCAGGAAGCGCCGUGACUCGUUUGGGAUGCUGGAUGGUCUGGAGGAGGACCGCAGCAGCUGCAGCACCGAGUCCAGCGGGGGGAGCGGAGCCUCCAGCCCCGAGGACAGCGACGAGGAGGAGCUGGGUGGAGGAGGAGGAGGAGGAGGAGGGGUCACACAGCUCUCCUCUUCCUCCUCCUCCUCCCUGACACUCAUCAAGACCAACGGACAGGUGUACACCUACCCUGACGGAAAGGCCGGCAUGGCGACCUGUGAGAUGUGCGGCAUGGUGGGCGUCAGAGAUGCUUUCUACAGUAAAACCAAACGAUUCUGCAGCGUCUCCUGCUCCAGAAGUUACUCCUCCAACUCCAAGAAGGCCAGCAUCCUCGCCAGACUGCAGGGGAAGCCGCCCACCAAGAAGGCAAAGGUUCUGCAGAAACAGCCUCUGCUGACCAAACUAGCCGCCUACACUCAGCACCAGGCCCACCAGCACAGUGGAGUCAAGAAGAGCAUCAUGGUGGAGGUGUUCGACUGGGGUCGUUACCUUGGAGAUGGAGAUGUGAUUGGAGCACCGGUCAGCUGCUUCAAACACGUCCAGAUGUGGAGGUCGUGGGGAGAUAUCAGUGAAGGCGUCCGUGUCGAGGUCCCGAACACGGACUGUGUUCUGCCCAUGAAGGUCUACUGGAUCGCUGGAAUCAUCAAACUGGCCGGUUUUAAGGCCUUGCUGCGAUACGAGGGUUUCGACAGCGACUCCUCCAGAGACUUCUGGUUGAACCUGUGUGUGCCCGACAUCCACCCGGUGGGCUGGUGUGCAGCGGGAGGAAAACCUCUGGUCCCCCCUCAGACCAUCCUGCACAGGUUCACUAACUGGAAGACGUUCCUGAUCAAACGACUAACAGGAUCUAAAACACUGCCGCCGGACUUCUCCUCCAAGGUGCAGGACAGCAUGCAGGUGCCCUUUAAGAAGCAGAUGAGGGUGGAGGUGGUGGAUAAAACUCACCUGUGUCGCACUCGUGUCGCCCUGGUUGAACAGGUGAUCGGCGGGCGUCUCCGUCUGGUGUACGAGGAGUGUGAAGACGGCACAGACGACUUCUGGUGUCACAUGUACAGCCCUCUGAUCCACAGCAUCGGCUGGUCUCGAUCCAUUGGACACAGAUUCAAACGAUCCGAUGUGUCGAAGAAGCCGGUCUGUCAGACGGACGCUCCGGGACAGCUGUUCACUAAGGUGAAGGAGGUGGAUCAGAGCGGCUCCUGGUUUGAAGAUGGGAUGAAGCUGGAAGCCAUCGACCCUCUGAACCUGUCUGCCAUCUGUGUGGCCACAGUCAGGAAGGUCCUGGCAGACGGGUACCUGAUGAUCGGUAUCGAUGGUUCGGAGGCAGCCGACGGUUCAGACUGGUUCUGUUAUCACUCCACCUCCCCGUCCAUCUUCCCCUCUGGCUUCUGUGAGAUCAACAACAUCGAGCUGACUCCACCCAGAGGUUACACUCACCUGCCCUUCAGGUGGUUCGAGUACCUGAAGGAGACGAAGGCGGUGGCUGCUCCUGUCGGCCUCUUCAACAAGGAUGUUCCUAACCACGGGUUCCGUCCCGGUAUGAAGCUGGAGGCCGUGGACCUCAUGGAGCCCAGGCUGGUCUGCGUCGCCACGGUGACCCGCAUCGUCCACAGGUUGCUACGGAUACACUUUGAUGGCUGGGAGGACGAGUACGAUCAGUGGGUGGACUGUGAGUCACCGGACCUGUACCCGGUCGGCUGGUGUCAGCUGACCGGGUACCAGCUGCAGCCUCCCGCUCUCAGCGCAGGCUGCAGAGAUCUCCAGUCAGCCUCCAAACAGAGGAAGAAGUCUCAGCAGUAUAAAGGACAGAAGAAAAAGAGGAAGCUGCCUGUCGCCAAGCGACCUGUCAGUCUGUCCGGUGCCAUGGUAACAGGUGUCCCCAGGAGCCUAUCAGGAGACGAGAACGAGACUCCGCCUGAUUACCCAUCACCCCCUACUCCUGCCUCAGCUGCCCAGCCGACCUCUGGUGACCCCGAGAGCAGCUCGAACACUGAGGGGGGGGCAGUUUUGCAGAUUAAAGAAGAAAAUGUGGAUGGAUCAGAACUUCCUCCUGAACGGACUGAAACAGAAACCAAUGGAGGUUCUGGGGAGUUUUUCAGCAGCCAGGACCAGUAGGCCCGACCCGCCUGGACCCGCCUCUCCUUCAUCUCUCCGUCUGUUUCUAGAAUCAUGACUCAGUCCUCGUGAACUCGUCUGCUGUGAUCACAUCACACUUUACUUUUCUAUCUGAACAAACUGAAGUGGUUCUGUUAGCUGGACCAUGCCUGUCAGAACUCACCGGGCCUCGUCGGGCCGUCCUCUGCUCCACAUCCAUGUGUUUAUACCUCAGCUUUUGUCUCUGUCCUCCAUCAGAAUUCAUCAGAAUUCAUCCUGAUGGAUUCAGGAAACUCUCGGACGAUGAAAUCGUGUCCAGAAUUCUGCGUUUGUUGAUUUGAAGCUUCGUUAUCGUGAGAAUUUGGGAAUUUUUGUUUUUAGCUGAAUUCUGAUUUUUUUUCUUUAGAAUUUAGAAAUCUGAAAAAUCUUGUUCUGACUUUUUGACUUUUUGAUUUUAUUUCACUUUAAACCAGAACAUGAAGGAUUUUUUCCCAGAAAACUGUUUUGAAAUUCUUCAGAUCUUCAGACAGAACAGAACCACUUGGACCCUGGACCUGAGAAUUUCUUUAACUCUGGCUACAAUCGUGCAGGAAGUGACUCGAGGACUGACUGGUUCUCUGCAGCCGGAGAGCUGGUCAGCUGUCCCGACCGUAGCUGCCUGUUGGGACGGGACAUUUAGCUUGUUUGCUAACAGGAGGCUAACUGCUGGAAGCUAACUAACGCUGCAGAGUGAAAUGGUUCUGAGCCGGUCCGACCGAUGCUGCAGGAGUCAGUCAGUCCCUCUGCACUUCCUGUGCCCUCAUCCUGAAGCAGUGAGGUUUUGUUCUACGAUAUAAAACAUGUCAGUGAAACACGCUCGAGAACUUUGAAGCUCGUGUGUUGGAUGCUAACACGAGGCUACCGAAGGCGUCUGGGACGUUAAACAACAGUAAAGUGUCGUCAGAAGCGGCGCUGUGGUGACGUGUAGCUCGUUUAUCGUGUGACGUCGAUCUGUGAAGAACAACACAGUUUUUGAAAGUGCGUGUCGAUCUUCUGUUAGCCGCAGUCUGUCAGACGCUUCCUGCCCAUAAAAAAACAUCAAAUUAUUCAGUGGAAAAGUCUCCUGGCGUUUCCGUGGAGAGCGCUCUGCUCUUCACUUCAUCUCGUCAGCUCCAUUUUUCAGCUUCCCCAAUAAAGAUAUUCUCUGUUGAGUCGUUAAAACGAUCCGAUGGACCGCGAGCUGACGUCAUCAACAGACGUGGACGGAAACCUCCGAAGAUUUAAAACACUCCAAAAUCAAAAAGACACAAAAGUUUCAAAAAGUGUUUCCUGUCGAGUGAACAACAGAGACACAUGAAGAAGAAUCAGUAGUGUCUUUGUUCCUCCGGAGAGAAAAAGAAUCAACAGAAGCGAAAAAAACCUGAGAAACGUUUUAUAUGAUGAUAUUUUUAACGCCAAAAUCUUUGUUGUUUGUUCGUGUUACCGUGAUGUGUUCAAGGUCCAGAGCUCCUGAUGUAGAGAUGAGAACCCUGGACGCUGUGAUGUCAUGUUGAGAUUAGCAGUCAUUUAAAACGUGUGUGUGUGUGUGUGUGUGUGUGUGUGUGUGUGAUGUGUUUGGAUUCUGGAUCAGCCACAGAACCAGAAUCCAGCUAAGGAGAGCUGCAGAUAAUAAAUAAAUAAAUAAAUAAAUAGAUAAAUAAAAUAGAAAGAUGAAUAAAUAGAAGCGCUGCAUCGACAUGUGGAAGUCGUCUCAGUGUCGUUUAACGUUUUCGUGCUGCAGAUUGAGACCAGCAGACUUUACAUAGAAACUAUUAAAUGAUAGAGUAAUGAAAUGAUUCGGUCAGGAUCAUCUGUUGAAAGUUUGAGUUCGUAAUUUGAGCUCAACUGGGUCUCGACAGGCGAUGAAUGUUUGGUACAAAGUACAAAUACUCAAGUACGAGUGAAACGAUUACAGCGUGAAUAAAUAGCUCCAGCUACGUUCCGUUUUCAUAUUUCUAAAUUCUGAGUUUAUUGCAGUUCUGAAAGUUACAUUAACGCUUCAAGAUAAACAACCCGUUAUGAAGUUUUAUAUAAAAGACUUUUAUUCUGAAGUCAGAGUCAAAAAGUGACUUCCUGUCUGUCCAUCAGUACAGUACAGAACUCUGAAUGUAUUUGUUAGUGUUCGGUCCAUGUUGGAUGUCUGUCCGGGUCAGCACGUAGAACUCAACGCACACUUUAUCGUCAGCCAGUCGAUGUUCUGCUGCUUCAGACAGAACUGAUCUGUUCCGGUGCUGGUUUAUAUGAAGACACACGUCCAGAACCGAACCAGAUCCUUGUUGGACUUGGUUCAGCAGAGUUGUGCAGCUAACGGUCCGUUUGUCUUCACAUGCAAACUGUUGAUACCUCACAAAAGGUUUAUCAGACUCAGAGUGAAGAUCGUUGUCGUGAUGUAAGAACAGUUAUAUUAUAGUUUAUAGUUUACAGAUUAUUAGUUUAAGUAUAUUUGAUUUAAAACACUGAAACAGUUGAAGAUGAUCAGAUUGUAAAUUCUGAUAUUAAACAUGUUUAAGGUGAAACAGAUGAAGGUAAAUUUACAUUUACAGAUAAAAAGAAAACUAUGUUUUAAGUUGAACAUUAUUAUUAUUAUUAUUAUUAUCAUCAUUAUACGACAGAAUAAUCAUCAGUCACAAAGAACACAGUUUGAAGUCAUAAAGCUCGCUGACAUCAGGUUAUUGAUCUGAUCCAAUCAGUCGUGUUCAUAGCUUAGCGUUAGCUUAGCUAACGCUAAGCUAAUGUUAGCGUUAUGGAUAGAUGAAAGCCUCCGAGUUAUUCAGAGUUGACUUGAGAACAUUUUUGUCUUUACAGCGGUUCUGAUCCGUGUUCUUUAUCUCAGUCAUCUCAUGAUUUUCAUGAAGUGACUCAAAUAUUUUGACUUGAUAUUUUUAUGAUUUUUAACUUUUAGCUGCGACAGAAAAGAGCUUCCACACUGAUCUGACAUGGAGCCUGUUUCCAUGGUGACGGUGCACAAAUGAAGCAUUGUUGGGCUCACUGUGUGUGUGUGUGUGUGUGUGUGUGUGUUUCUUGUUACCGCCGUUGCUGUGUGUGUUUGUGUUUGUCGUCUUUUUGUACGUGAGCGUCGAUAACGUUGGACGUCUUCGUGUUUCGGUGCUACUGACGUUUUACAUUUGAUACGUUUUUAUAGAGCGAUUCUGCCGGACCGCCUGCGACCCGGUCGACCCAGUUGUGUUCUGGACGCAGCUGUUUGUGAUUUGUUUGUUUGUGGAGAAAAUAACUGAUCUGUGUUUCAGCUGGAAACUGCUCAGUCUGAUGAUUUCAUCCUUGGAUUCUGUGAUCGUCCGUCAGUUUGUGACGUUCAGGGUCCCGAGGGGAAGCCGCAGGUUCUACAGGGUUUCUGGAGGUUUUAAAGAUGGCCGUGUUUUCUUAGUGAGACAGAACUCAGAUCAGCUGCUCUGCAGUUAGUAAUGGGUCAGAGAGGAUUCUGUGAUCACGACUGAAAGUUUAGCUUUUUUUCCCAUCUUUUAAAUGGAGUUAACAAAAUGUUUUGUUUUUCAUUUUUCAUUGCAGCCGAGUCGUCAUCACCGAGGGAAGUUACCCAAAAGACUAAGUUCAGGAGAAUUGUUUAAAUUUCCCCUGAAAAUGUUUUUUUUUUUUUUUUUCAAACUUUUUCAGACGUGAAACAAAACAUUUGGAAACAAUAUUUUAAAAUCAAAGUUUAAUGUCUCGAACAAAGUUUGGAUCCAAAAAUGUUCAGACUGAUCAAAGUUGCACCGGAUACAAACAGAAUCAGAAUUAAAAGGAGUGACGUGCUGCUGAGCUCCAGAGUUUUAUCUCAACAAAACAAGAUGAGGAAAUCGUGAUCGCAGAAAACUUAACUUUCAUUCAUGAACCGGACUGAACUGUUCAGAACCGCAGCCGCUCUCGGGCUCGGACGGCUACGGACUCGUUUUCAAAUGGACAAUAAUGGAGCUGCUGUCUGGUGCUCUGCUGCUGUAAACCUGCAGACAGCCGACACCAAACAGCACAACGUUUGGAUCAAAGUAAAGUCUGCAGAACCGAGCCCAGACUGAAGCUGCUUUUACUUUGACUUUUUUUCUUUUUAUUCGUGUCUGUUUGUGUGUUUUGGUCGACAUGUUCGUGCUGUGAACACGCCGUUAAUGGAGCUGUUCUCAAAACAUGCAAAUGUUUCUGAAAAUCUACAUGUAGAUUUAAUCUAUAUCCAGAUUAAUGUCCAGAUAUAGAUUAAUAUCUAUAUAUAGAUUAAUAUCUAUAUACUGUUUGUGUUCUGUACAGACGUUAACUGUCAUGAAGCUUUUUUUAAUACAUUGUGCAAUUUUUGGCAGCAUGAUUGUGAAGAAUUUCUGACUCACUUUACAUUUUUUAUGCAAUAAAAAAGUUAUGAGAAAAUAACUGUUGACAGAAAA
Molecule: messenger RNA, 6682 nt
Organism: Acanthopagrus latus (yellowfin seabream)
Lineage: Eukaryota; Metazoa; Chordata; Actinopteri; Spariformes; Sparidae
Product: MBT domain-containing protein 1-like
Exons: 18
Coding region: 123-2303 (726 amino acids)
Biological process (GO): regulation of DNA-templated transcription
Cellular component (GO): nucleus
Molecular function (GO): zinc ion binding
Source: RefSeq, a predicted model, not a curated record